Thamnophis elegans (Western terrestrial garter snake) is the source of this 3823-nucleotide messenger RNA. It is a transcript of the gene CDHR4, whose product is annotated as cadherin related family member 4. The record is from RefSeq and is a predicted model, not a curated record. The transcript is spliced from 22 exons. Gene Ontology annotation, biological process: homophilic cell-cell adhesion. Gene Ontology annotation, molecular function: calcium ion binding. The coding region runs from base 1 to 2562 and encodes 853 amino acids. Gene Ontology annotation, cellular component: plasma membrane. NCBI's taxonomy places the organism in Eukaryota, Metazoa, Chordata, Lepidosauria, Squamata, Natricidae.
AUGCAGCGACUUGGCCUAGUGGAGUGGGACAAGCCUUUGUUCCUCUUUCUGCUCCUCAUUGCCUGGACGAAAGAUUCAGAUAUCGGAGCUGAAGAUCUCUUCUAUUACAGUUUCUGGCUUUAUUACCAAUCAGCGGAGAUAUUAGCAGAGAACUAUGGGUUCUGUAUUCCAACAGAUCUGGAGUGUGCAGGAUGGAAAUUUGAUAAAUUUGAUUCCAAGGAGAAGAGUGUUACUAUCUUUGCCUGUUUAGCAAAUUUCCCUCAUGACGUACAAGUUGAUAUCCAAGAUGGCCAUGAGAGUGUCGAGUUCACAGACCUUCCUAGAAGAGUGGGACUGGCAGACAGUGAGGAACCAAAUUCACUUGUGACUACCAUCUUUGUCAGUUGUACAAACUCAAGCUAUGUGCCUGUGACACACCUGAGGACCGUCACCCCGGAGUCCUCUUUUUUCAACUUUCCAAACUUCUUAUCUGCUAACAGCUAUCAGGUGAGACUUAGUCCCAGUGCUGCUCUAGAUGCUAGAGUGGUGAAUCUGUAUGUCUUAACAUUCAGAGCAAGCUGUCCAAGAGAGACGACAAGAGAUGCUCAACUCAUUGUUCAAGUUAAUGAAGCAGAGAGAUUAGUGUGCAAUGAAGGAUAUACUGGCAUAGGACGGUCGCCUAUACAAGUUUCAGAAGAUGUUCCACCUGGAGAAAUAAUCUACAGAACUGUCUUGAAGAGGCGGGGUAGAGGCACACUGUCCUUCACCGUUGAGGACUCUUCCUUAUCUUUUAGCAUAACUCCAGAAGGAGUCUUGCAGGUACCUGCUGCAGGUUUCACUCGUGAACAAGCUGGCAAGACAUUCCCACUAAAAAUCGUGGUUAGGGAUGGUGCUUCAAGACGUUGCGAAGUGCCUCUGUCUAUCCACGUGAACCCUGUUUACCAUAACAAAGUCAGUUUCAGGGAAUCAUCAGUUGCAAGUUCAAUAUGGGAAAGUGUACUACCUUUGACCAAAGUCAUACAGGUCGUAGCAACUGGGAAACCUGUGCUCUACCAGAUCGUCUCCCCAAGCACACGCUAUUUCACCAUUGAACCAGAUACAGGCAUCAUCAAGACCACAUACUACUUAGAUCUGAAAAACAAUCCAAGCUUAGCAAACACCCAGUUGAAGGUGAAAGCUUACAAUAUGUUACAUCCCACUGAUCAAGCCAUCAUCCUUGUCAACAUUACUGUGAAGCAGGAGAACUUGGAAGCACCCUUGUGUUCUCCCGCUGUGUUUGUGACUCAGGUUCCAGAAAACAUUAGUGGCCCCAUAUUGUCUCUGUCUUGCUAUGAUCCAGAGAAUAUCAAUAGCAGCUUAACGUACAAUAUAGUCAACCAGAACCCACCUUAUAGCUUCAAAAUGGAUGGUCCAAAUCUUCAGGUAAAUAGCAGUUUGGACUGUGAUUCAGGAAGUAUGGCCUCUCUUAACUUUCAAUACAAGGCUGACAUUCUAGUGAUUGAUGAAGGAAGCCCUGCACAAACCACCACUGUUUCUGUGCUGGUGACAGCGACACCAGUGAAUGAAUUCGACCCAAAGUGCUCAAAACAUGUAUUCAGUGUACCAGAGAAUACUGAGUAUGGAUACAGCUUUGGCAAUGUCAAUGGCUCUGAUCAAGACUAUCCAUUCAACAAAAUUGAAUACAGCCUAAUGGAUGCGGAUGCUGGAGUUUUCUACAUUAGUAGCCAUACAGGUCAGCUGCAUGUACUUUUGCCCCUGGAUUAUGAAGUACAGAAAGUGUAUCAUCUGGCUGUCAUUCUAAAAGACCUGGGGAAUGAAGCAGCCGACGGUACUCAAAGGACAACAACGUGUAACGUCAUGGUUUUCGUGCAGGAUGUGAACGAUCAUCCUCCUAAGUGUGCAGAACCAUUUUUGGUGCGUUCCAUAUAUUCCACCCAAGCCAGAAAUUUAAAAAUCACCGAUAUUGAUUGUAAAGAUGAAGAGAGUGGAACCGAACUGGCCUACAACAUUGUUCGUGGCAACGUAAAUGGCCGUUUUCGCAUGGUAGGACCAACCCUUUUCCCUAACACCUUUUCCUACAGACCUGAUGGUAUAUAUGAUCCUCUUGUUUUUGUGCUUCUUGUGGAAGUGACAGACAGUGUCAGAUUACCUCGCUUCACCACCACAGUCACAGUUGUUGUUAAUGUGACCCCUUGGGCCACAACUGUACCUACUACCACCAGAACGACUACGACAACCCCCAAGAAGCCGAUUAUUUUGCAUAGAACGGUGACAUACUGGGCACCAGAUGCAUGGUUUGUGGUGGUUCUUACACUCACUGGAGUCCUCCUCUUUUCUGCCUUGGGCCUGCUGUUUUGGCAAUUCUGCCGGAGAAAGUCACCAAGAUCUCAGCCUCUAUUGCAGAACACGAGCAAAGAAGCAGGGAAAAAUUACAAGGUGACAGAAGAAGAAAGGAAGCAGAAAAUGAAGGAUGCCACUGACUUGCAGAGUCUGGAGUACCAAUUUGAUGGCCGGGCUCAAGACCCCAUCUCUGGCCAGUAUUACCUGUUUGACAGCAGCACUGGAGCACGGCGUUGGGUGUGAGCAUGGAGGAAAAUGAAGAGCCAGCUUUCUGGACACCAGCAACUCUUUCUUUGGUAUCUGCUGCCUAUGCUGAUAUGGUGGCACAAGAAUAGCUUUCCAUUAGUUACAAGCAUUUUAAUAAUCAGAGGUUGCCACCUUCUUUUCUUCUAUUGCUAUUCUGGUUUCCAUGGUUGUUUCAUCAGUUAAAUUUUUUUCCCACUACUUGUGGCACUCCCAUAGCUGGAAAUUCUCCAUAUUAUGAGAUGGUAACAAUAGUGAUAUGGUACUAGGUGAAACAUCAAUCACUUGUCCCUCCUUCUUACAAAGCCAUGUGUCUAUGAGAAAGUGCUGUAAUAAAGGCUCUCUAAGUGUUGCUUGAGUGCAGAAGAAUUGUAUUUGGACUGUAGAAUCUGGUUCAAAAACAAAGGGUAACAAUUGAGUUUAAUAUUAAAUUAUAUCUCUGGUUAGGCCUGUCCAUUUCUGUUGUAGCUCGGUGGUUCUGAAGUUUUGUGGCAUUUCACAAUAUAGCAUCAUGUGCAUAUUUAUUUCUGUAUAUUUCAUUUUUCUUGCUGAUUGUUGGGGAUUCUUGAAUAACUGAGAAAUAAUAAAAGAAUUAUGCAGAGCAAUAACCUGUUGGGUGAGUAUUCCAAAGUCAAACUCAGCAACAUGGGAUACAGUAACUGUAAUUUUCUAAUAUUUUAUUCAGUGCAAGUUAGGUUGUAUUCAUGGUGGGGCAUAUUUUUUUUGCAGGUGCUCCCUAGGUAAAGCUUCACUCAUAUUAGUGCUAUUAUAAUAUAAUAAAGAAAAUUAAAAAAUAAAAAAAGCUUUCCCUGACAGAUAAAGUUAUCAGAAGUCAGACAUUUGUAGGGCAUGAAAUAGCAACUUCCAGACCAGCUGUGGUCCAAAUGCCUGCCAGAUUGAUCUCCUUUCUGCUUCAAGGGGAUGUGUUGUAUUUUAAAUAGGGAAGAGAGUGGAAAGCCUUCUGAGAGCAGCUUUCUGCUCAAAACCUGGGAAUUAGUACUGCAGCUUGCCACUAACUUGUAACUAAACUUAUUCUCCUUUAUAUGCUAAAAAAAUUCUGCAUACAAUGGCCAAUGAUUGUAUUUACAGCAUUGUAUUAUUUUAAAUAUUUGGAUAUCAUCUAAGUGUUGAUUGUGCAUGUCUUCCUAACUCUACAGUCUAUAGUAACAUUUUUUCUUUGGUGUGCAGUAGUGACCAGGACAAACUUGUGAUGUGAAAGUGCCCUCUGCUGGAGCAGCCAAUUGAAACAACUUGAUUUGUU